Schistocerca piceifrons (Central American locust) is the source of this 1431-nucleotide messenger RNA. RefSeq names its product dnaJ homolog subfamily C member 16-like. The transcript has a single exon. Lineage: Eukaryota; Metazoa; Arthropoda; Insecta; Orthoptera; Acrididae. Bases 58 to 1431 code for a protein of 457 amino acids. The record is from RefSeq and is a predicted model, not a curated record.
UCGUUGUUGUUGAUGGUUGUUGGACGUGUUUUCUAACUUCUAAAUUAACGAGAAGCAAUGAAAUGGCUCAGUCAUUUCAUUUGCUUUUUUCUGAUAACUGCUGGUGUUCAUGGUUUAGGUAACCCAUAUCAAAUUUUAGGAAUACAUAGGAGAGCAACACUACAAGAAAUAAGGAAGGCAUACAAGCAGUUAGCGAAAGAAUGGCAUCCUGAUAAAAAUAGUGAUCCCGCCGCCGAAAAUAAAUUCGUGGAAAUAAACCAGGCAUAUGAGCUUUUAACUGAUCCUGAACGAAGAAAGAAGUAUGACAAUUUUGGGAUAACGGAAGAAACUCCACCUCUACGUCCAAAACGUGAUUAUAGUCAGUAUCGAAGAGACCCAUUUGAUGAUCUCUUUGGCACUCAUGGAGGUAGUUUUAAAUUUCAAUUUCAGGAUCGUGACAUCACUACGUUUCAUCAGCUUAGUGUCACAACUCGGGCUUUUGAGAACAAAAUUGUACCAAAGAGUUUCAGAAUUCCAUAUCUUGUAAUGUUCUACUCGGAUUGGUGCUUUGCUUGUCUGCAAGUGGAGCCAGUAUGGAGAAGAUUAAUAGAAGAAUUGGAGCCAUUAGGAUUUGGCAUUGUUACAGUUCAUUCAGAAAAUGAGCCAAUGCUGACAAAAAAAAUUGGCAUCCAUACACUGCCUACCCUUGUUGUACUGUUGGAUGGGAAAGCUAGUAUUUAUAGAGACUCACUUUUUAGUGUUCAAAAAAUUGUUGAAUUUGUGAGAAGUAGAUUUCCAUAUCGAUUAGUUCAGCCAGUUGAAGAUGAAACAGUCUCCUUAUUUCUGAGUGGUUGGAAAGACAACAGAGUUAGAGCACUUAUAUUUGAGCGCCACGAUUCAGUGAGGUUACGGUACCUAUUAAUGGCAUUUUUCUACAGGGAACGUGUUGCAUUUGGGUUUGUGCAACUGAAUUCUCCUGCCACUGGAUCUGUUCAAAAGAAGUACAAAGUUCCUAGUGAUAUUGAUACUCUAUUGCUUUUCAAUGAAAAUAUUGAUUGUCCGGUUGCAAGUCUGAGCAUGUCAGACAUGCCAAUAAAAACAAUGCAGGAUAUUAUUAAUAGUAACAAAUAUCUAAUGCUUCCCAGAUUGUCUUCACAGGGGAUGUUUGAUGCAUUAUGUCCUCCUGAGUGGUCACGACCAAGAAAGAGACUCUGUGUAGUGCUAGUAUCUCAAGAUACACCAUACCAUGAUGAUGCAAGACAAGCACUAAGGGAUUUUGCCCAGGAAUCGUCAUACAAUGUGGAAAGAGUUCGUUUUGUGUAUAUUUUCCAGGAGAAACAAAUGGAGUUUAUAAAUGCACUAACAAGCGGUGAAGGCGGUCCACUGGAGCCUUCCUUACAUAUUGUUAUCAUAUGGCGGAGAGAUGCAAAUCAUAUUAUGGAUAAAGCAUAA